CCUUUCCAGGGCAUCUGGUGGACGUGAGCGGCACCGGGACCCUGUCCCAGAGCUACCAGUAUGAGGUGUGUCUGUCGGGAGGUUCCGGGACAAAUGAGUUCAAGUUCCUGAAGCCGAUUAUCCCUAACUUCCUUGCUCAGGGUGCAGAGAGGGUUAGCGAGGCAAACCCCAGUUUCAGGAACAGCUUUGAAUUUAGUUAAGUGUUAAUAAGGAUCUGCUGAGGCUAGUCUCAUUUAAUUUGUGAAAUGCCCUUUUUUACUGCUUUGCCCAUUGGAAAUGUGUCCUUUUAUUAGAAAGUAACUAUCCUAUUCCAAUUCUAUGCAUGUUACUGGUAUUUACAAACAUAUGAGUUUUUUGCGGUAUAAUGAAUGUAAAUUUUCUUUGUAUUCUAAUUUUUGAUUCUUUUCAUUGCAAUUUAAUUCCAUUUAAGGUGUAAAAGUAAAUUUUAUAUUUUCAGAAAUCUUUGAUUUUUAAGUUAGAGCCUCUUUUCCAGACCUCAUAGUCCAUGGUUCUAGAUAAUUUUGAAGUCCUACAUUUAAAAAUAUUUGUUAUCAUUACAUGAGUUAUAUUUUCCAGCCCAGUAUAUUUGUGUUUUUUAUAUCCUCUUAGGCAAGUGUAAAUUCUACCCUGUGAAUUCGCAUUGGUUAAACCUCUAAAUAGGUAUAUUUAUGAAUAAUAUAGCAAGCACCAUCCUUAUGUUUUUCAAUAUAUGUACUUCUUUAAAGUGUUGACAUAUGAAAAUUAUUAGUCUUUAGAGAUUUUAAGAAUGUUAGCUGUUGGAUUCUACAAGGCAUUUACAUUAUAAGUGCUCUAAUAAAUUUUUGUCAAAAAUCACUCAGUAUUCUAAAAUGUAGAUAAAUGAUACAUGUCUAGCAGUUUUCAAAGGCAUGCUAAUUUAUCAUGCUUUCUCUUUCAAAUAGUUUUUAAAGAGUACUCUGCUUAUUCCAGUCCCCCCUUUAAAAUCUUUUAAAAUUAUGAAUAACCUAUUAACUCUGAGCAUUUCAUUAAAAUUCAAAAAAUGUAAAGGAAUCUAUGUCUUUGUCAUUGAUCAACUUUUAGAAACUUCAAAUAUAGCUUGGUAUGGCUGUUUUUUAAAACAUUUUCUGGAGCAUUUAGGAUUCACUUAGAGAAAAGUGUUUAGGGAGAAAAAUGUAUCCAGCACCACUCAGUAUAUUUUUUGCACUGACUACUUCUGUUUUUCCCCCUUUCAUUUCCCUAGACUUUCCAAUGCUUUUUAAUAAAGGUGCUUGAGUUAUGUUUCCCAACAGCUCCUCCUUUAUUGUGUGAUUCACACAAUCACCAGAACAUUAUAGAUUCUUAAGAAAAUGUUUGAAUGAUUGAAAGAAAGAAAAGUAUUUUACCUGUGAUAUAUUGAUAUUUAAAGAAACUAAAAUACUUAAAACAUUUUGCUGGAAUCAAAUACUCCUUGGUGUACAAUGAGCUAUAGUUUUAUUAUUAAUUGAAUUUGUCACCAUUAUUCAAACAUGCAGUUAUCAUUCUAGUGUCACUUUCCUUCAACAUGUUUUUCCUUUUUCUCUUACUGCUUAAAUUGAGACUCCUCUCCUGUCCACUGGCUUAAGGAAUACAGAUGGAGAAAUUGUAGUUUUUGAUUUUAUUACUUUAAUUUCCUUCCAUAGUUUUCUAAAUGACUCACCCAACUGUUUUCAUUUCUUGCAGUUUACUUUCUGAUCCACAUAUCAAAACAAAUUUUAAUUCUUAAUGUUACUCAGUCUAUCUUACAUUUUUCUAUUAUUUUUAUAUACAUUUGAAUGAAUUAUCCUAUUAAAAUUAUAAUAUUAAUUUUGAAGUUCUCAUUUUGAGAUUAGCAGUUGUGUAGAGCAUAUGUUGGUAUCAAAGGUCUCUGAUCAAUGAACUCAUUACCUUUAGGAUUUUGGAUAAGUCACAAAAUUUCUCUUCUUCUACGCCAAAUGAUAGCGGGUAUUUGAAUAACUUGCAGUUAUACUCAAUAUAAAGACAUAAAAGUGAAAUUGCUGUUAUUUUUAGUAUCACUAGUGUUAAGAGCAAACAUUCAACAUUCUUGAUAAAUGUGUAGAAGUACAAAAGAGGCUACAUUAAACACAUAUUUGCACUGUUUUAUUUCUCUACCUACAACCUUGCAAUGGCUUCCUUUUGUUCUUAGAAUAAAAUCCAAGCACCCAUUAUUUGACCCUGGCUUACUUUUCAGCCUUCCCUUUCCACUUAAUCUUGGGACAUUAAGUUUUGUAUUUACUGUCCUUCUUUCAUUAUCUCUAAUAACUAUGCUUUACUCUUUCAGGGCCUUCACACAUUCUACAGUCUUAGCCUGGCACACUUUUCCUAUAUCAUGUUUCAGAUUAAAUGGUACACGUUGGGGGAAACUAUCUUAAUCCCUCUCCAUGAAGUUAGGUCCCUGUAUUGCAUACGUUCCGUGAAAUCAGUACCUUUUCUAUGUAGCACUUUUCGCAAUGUUUAAACAUGUUUAAAGACUGUACACCCACUAGAUGGAGAACUGUUGUAAGAUAUACAGACAUUGUCUGUCUUGUUACCACUACUUGCCUAACUUCUACAAACUCAACAAUUAUCUGUGGAAAUAAUACAGAUGAAACGAAUAAUUGUAAAUUUGCUCUGAAAUAAGAAGAGAAAGCACUCUAAGUGUUCCCUGAGUGUGAUGACGUGGAAGAAAUUAGGCAUUUGUAGCCCUCUGGAUCUACCCCUGACAUGAUAUAUUUUCUUUUUUACUACCUUGCAGGAGGUGUCUUUUCCUUGUAUUUUUCUGGUGUAUGCAAUUCGUGCUCAUUUCACAAAGUUUAGGGAAAAAAAGACAAACAUAAAUGGGAUAGUGAAGCAUGCUAUCAUUUAGAGCAAAAUCUUUUUAAGUUUGUGUGUAAUUAUUACAGAAGAGGAGGGGUAGUCUACUAUGUGUACACUUCUGAAAAAUCAUGUAAAUGAGGACUCUACCAAGAACAAUCACUGCUUUUAGAUAAGAGCGCAUUUUAUUUCCCUAGAUAGCAUUUAUUUAAUUCAUAUAACAUGAGAUACUCCUCCAGUAGCGUCAACUAGGAUUGAUAAGAAUAAACAGUAAAACAAAACAGAAACACCUUCUCCAAGAUUUUGAAACUGCAAGCGAACGCAUGGUGGCGCUGUUGACUAAGAAGGCGAAUUAAACCACAGGCAUUGUGAUUCUCGGUGACGCACGGAUCCACUGUGGUAAACCAGGGGUUAUGAGCCCAGGCAGAUUUUUGAGCAAGCAAAUGUGAGCCUCUGGAAAGUCUUAUUCGCUAGGCCGUCUGCAAAGGUUGUGGGGCAAAAUACUAUUUCCCAGCCCUGUCUGAGGUUCAGCUUGGUGACAUUCCCUGGAAGAACGUGACAGAAAGAAAGUGCAAUGGAGGCUGGAGGAGAGCGAUUUCUUAGACAAAGGCAAGUCCUGCUUCUCUUUGUUUUUCUGGGUGGGUCUCUGGCUGGGUCCGCGUCAAGACGCUAUUCGGUGGCUGAGGAAAAAGAGAAGGGCUUUUUAAUAGCCAACCUAGCAAAGGAUCUGGGGCUAAGGGUAGAGGAACUGGCCGCGAGGGGGGCUCAAGUUGUAUCCAAAGGCAACAAACAGCAUUUUCAGCUCAGUCAUCAGACAGGUGAUUUGCUACUGAAUGAGAAAUUGGACAGGGAGGAGAUUUGCGGCCCCACAGAACCAUGCAUACUGCAUUUUCAGAUAUUACUGCAAAACCCUUUGCAGUUUGUUACAAACGAGCUCCAUAUCAUAGAUGUAAAUGAUCAUUCUCCGGUAUUCUUUGAAAAUGAAAUGCAUCUGAAAAUCCUAGAAAGCACUCUACCAGGAACAGUAAUUCCUUUGGGAAAUGCCGAGGACUUGGAUGUGGGAAGAAACAGCCUUCAAAACUACACUAUCUUUCCAAAUUCCCACUUCCACGUACUCACUCGCAGUCGUAGGGACGGAAGGAAGUACCCAGAACUAGUACUGGACAAAGCGCUGGAUCGGGAGGAGCAGCCGGAACUCAGCUUAACGCUUACCGCGCUGGACGGCGGCGCUCCGCCUCGGUCUGGAACAGCCCAGAUCAACAUCCAGGUCUUAGACAUAAACGACAAUGCACCAGAAUUUGCACUGCCUCUCUAUGAGGUUACAGUUCUAGAGAAUACCCCCGUUAACUCUGUCAUUGUCACUGUUUCGGCUUCUGACUUAGAUACGGGAAGUUUUGGGACAAUAUCAUACGCAUUUUUUCAUGCUUCUGAAGAAAUUCGCAAAACUUUUCACCUAAAUCCAAUAACUGGUGAUAUGCAACUAGUCAAAUAUUUGAAUUUUGAAGCGAUUAAUAGUUAUGAAGUCGACAUUGAGGCCAAGGAUGGCGGAGGCCUAUCUGGAAAGUCUACAGUCGUAGUCCAGGUGGUGGAUGUCAAUGACAACCCACCAGAACUGACCUUGUCGUCAGUAAACAGCCCUGUCCCCGAGAAUUCAGCAGAGACUGUACUGGCUGUUUUCAGUGUUUCUGACCUAGACUCUGGAGACAACGGAAGAGUGAGGUGUUCCAUUGAGAACAAUCUCCCUUUCGUCCUGAAACCAUCUGUUGAGAACUUUUACACCCUAGUGUCAGAAGGAGCGUUGGACAGAGAGACCAGAUCCGAGUACAACGUCACCAUCACCGUCACAGACUUGGGGACACCCAGGCUGAAAACCGAGUACAACAUAACCAUUCUGGUCUCGGACAUUAACGACAACGCCCCCGCCUUCACCCAGACCUCCUACACCCUCUUCGUCCGCGAGAACAACAGCCCC
Messenger RNA from Sapajus apella (tufted capuchin), 4759 nucleotides. RefSeq names its product protocadherin beta-3. The annotation marks the transcript as partial. The transcript has a single exon. Gene Ontology annotation, biological process: homophilic cell-cell adhesion. Gene Ontology annotation, molecular function: calcium ion binding. Gene Ontology annotation, cellular component: plasma membrane. The record is from RefSeq and is a predicted model, not a curated record. Lineage: Eukaryota; Metazoa; Chordata; Mammalia; Primates; Cebidae.